UUUACUAUGUGCUGGUUCAGAUCUCUGAUCUAUUGCACUUUGAAUUUCCAACCUGCCCCUUUGGAUUUGUGUUCCUGUUUGGACUGCGUUGACCCUUCCCUGCAUUGUGACUGUGUAAUGUGUAUGAGUAUCCAGUGGAGGGCAGUAUGAUUCAUUUUAAACAGAGCAGCAAGAAAAACAGAAAGAAGAAGAUAGGCAUCUGACAGUGGAACAUGGCAGAUGACAAGGGUCCUCUGGGCCAGCUCAAGGACCUGGUGGAGCUGAAGGACCAGCUGGAAGACAUUCAGAAACGGAUGGAGGAUGAGAUACAAGCUGGUGUCCCUCUAGGAGGCAGUUUGCUGGCCUCUCCUUUCCUGAAGGGUUUUUUAGCUGGGUACGUUGUUGCAAGGCUACGCUCUUCCCCGUUGCUGGGUGUAGCCGUUGGGACGUGCACAGGAAUCUUUGCAGCACAAAAUUAUGCCGUUCCCAACAUUGAAACCACCGUCAGAGACUAUAUAAGCAAACUAAAAGGAGGAAGCAAAUAAUGAGAGAGGAAUACAACUAAGAAGAGCCGGAUGAGAGACAUCUACAAGCAGAGGGAGCCACUUGAGCUACAUACGGGAACAUACAUAUAUUUCAAAAGUUAAGAACUCUUCAGUAGUUAUAUUUUUCCAAGUUCCACAAGAUGAGUGAAUAGGAAACAUUUAAGUAAGCCAACCUACCAUCAUUUUGAUUCAGUUGAUCUGAAAACUUAAGUGUGGAGAAUAGAUGACUGACAUUAUAUUCUGUAAUAAAUUGAGCAUAUAAGAAGCGUGUGGGAAGGGUUUCAAUUCAGUUAAUUCAAACAUUAGAUAUUAGGGAAUCGACUCAACUGCUAUAGCUGAAUUCUGUCCUCCACCCUUUUUCCACAAAAAAAUUGCUCUCUGAAGUGUUAUUGAUGCUCAGAUUUAGAUUAUUUUGUCCCCUCAAGAGGUAUUUGAUGUCCUCCUUCGCCCUCUAGUGAUAAGAUAUUUAUUAUAGCAGUCAAUGCUAAUUUACAUAUCUUUACUCAGGCCUGAUAGAGCAUUUAAAAGUGCAGCUCGUUUGUGUUAUACUUGUCAAAACCUUUGUCUUUGCAUGGACAUAACACCACUGGAAAUGUUUUUUAAACCAAUCGUCCUAAUCUUUUGGAGAGGUUUGUGAAAAAACAAUCUGUUACUCAAAAUAUGACACACUCUGUUAUAAAAUAGAUAUCUUUAAAAAUUCUCUAUAUUUUCCACCUUGUACUGUUUAAAAAGGUCAGCAUUUUGGCUGUGCUUAAAAUAUUUAGACUUUAUUAGAUAAAAAUGUAUGCCAAAGCCAGAUUGGUGUUUAAAGAUGUAGUUUUUAUUGCACUUGAGGGAUUUAACAAAGCAGGAAAUGUAUGCUAAAGUAUUUUAUGUAACAUAUAUAUUAAGAGUGCCUACUUUGGUCUGGACUUGAUAUUUUCAUCUCAUGCCAUGUGUGCAAUAGCCUUUUUUGAUAGAGUUUGGCAGAGUAUUUCAUAUGCUGGAAACUAUUUGAUCUUUUGCACUUCAUUAAAAAUGUGGGAGUUUUGUUCCAUUGUAUUUCAUAAAGAAACAAUGAUUUUGGUCCAAGGAAAAUCAAACCUAUCAAAGUUAUAAUGACAUGUUUAGCUAAAUGUGGUGUUGUUUUGUGAUGUUUUAAGGAAGUGGGAACUAUAAUGUGGAUCAAUGUCAAUAUCACAUCCCUAAACUGUGCUGUUGUUGGAGCACCAAAAACACAUCGACAGUAGCUGGAAUGAAAACAUUUCUGGGCAGAUAUGUCACAUGGAUGACUGAAAAUGUACAUGGUUUUGUUCAUUUAUCCUUACACCAACAAAUAGUUUUCGCAUGACCCCUGGUACUGUUUUACUGCUGUUUAAGCGAACACACCAUGAUUAUGUAAACAGUCAGGUCUUUAACGGGUAAAACACAAAAAAGCAAUUUUUUCAAAACUUUGGUACUGUAUUCAUAACUGGAACACAAAUGUGCCUAUUGACAAUCAUUAUUUAGCUUUCAUUGUAUUGCAUGUUACUUAAUUACUCGUCUGUUACAUUUUUGCAUGUUUUCUCUUGCCAACCUUUGAUAUGUUUUGGAAAAUACAAUAGAACAGGUGAUGGUGCUUUAUUUGACUAACCUCAGUGUCAUUUCUUUUUGUCAUUGGUUUUCACUCAGUUUGAAAUUCCUUUGUGAUAUUGUAAAAGAAAACAACAAAAUGUGUCUUUACGACUUUUAUUUGGAUUGCUCAAAUAAAUGGGGAAAAUACAGUUUCCAAUUGUCUCGUAA
Eleginops maclovinus (Patagonian blennie) is the source of this 2285-nucleotide messenger RNA. RefSeq names its product SLC35A4 upstream open reading frame protein-like. The transcript is spliced from 4 exons. Bases 213 to 524 code for a protein of 103 amino acids. Lineage: Eukaryota; Metazoa; Chordata; Actinopteri; Perciformes; Eleginopidae. The record is from RefSeq and is a predicted model, not a curated record.